AGUCCCCGUGGUCGAUCUAAUUCUGUCAGAGCUUUUAGAGGGAGGGGGGGGGUACAGGCUGCUCUAUCUACCACACCAGCCCCAACCAAGCAAAGGGUAAAGACACUGACCACCUCAACUUGGUCUCCGUCUGUCUCCUCAGAGUCAUCCACUGGGACGGAAGUCACCUAUCAGGACCACCUCACAGUCAUCUGGACCCAUCAAGAGUUUUUGACUUCUGGAACAACAAAAGAAAAGUGCAGAAUUAAGUCCUGAGAAUGGAAAAAGAGGUGUAGUGUUACCAGCGGUGGCCAAAGGGUUCAGAUUUUCCACAUAUCCUCAGCACCAGCCAUUCACAUGACGUUGGUGGGUUGGAAUUAAAGACUGGGAUUAAAUUACACAGACGAGUUGAGGAUCUAAUAUAAAUAUUUGUUUUCAUGGCAACAUAAUCUGCACAAAGGAUUUACUGUUGGAAUCGGACUUUUAUUCUGAAACUAUGACUGAAGCAGUUGAAGCACGGUCGUCGACCACCACCACCACCAUGGUCAUCGACAAUAAGAACGUAGACGCCGGGUCGCCGUCUGCACGGACCCCCAAGAAAACGUUCACAGAUGACCUCUACUCUACUUUCAGCUCCCCGCUGGCCUGGAUCUUAGUUCUGGCUCUCAUCAUUACAUGGUCUUGUGUUUUUGUCAUCAUGUUUGAUCUGCUGGACUACAAGACCAUCUCAGGUCACCCACCUCCUGCCGUCAGGAAGGUUUUAAAGGAUUCAGGGCAUAGAGGAGGCCUCACCAAGAUCGGCUCGGACCCCGUGAAGGCGGUGAAUGAUGCUGUGGAGGAAACAGCAAAUGUGAUCAGUGUAAUAUUAAAAUUUGCUGCGAACCUGAUCGCGCCUGAAGAAGAUGAAGGAAAUCUAUACGCAGUAAGAAAAAAAGGAGAAUUUCUACCGUCUCGAAGUAAAGUCUUAGAGAUGCAAGCAAAGAAGAAAACACCAGUGGCUGAAGUUGUGGAGGAGGAAGAGGAGGAGGGAGAGGAGGGAGACGAAGAGGAGACUGCUGGGGAGGAGGAGGAAGAGGAGGAAGAAGAGGAGGAAGAACUAGAGGAGGAAGGGGCGUAUGAGGAGGAGGAAUAUUAUGAGGAGGAGGAAGAUUAUGAGGAGGAGGAAGAUUAUGAGGAGGAAGAGUAUGAGGAGGAGGAGGAGGAGGAGGAAGGAGUGGAGGAAGAGGUAGGCGGAGUUGAAGAUGAUGAGGAAGACGAAGAAGAAGAGGCAGGAGCAGAUGCAGUGGAGGAAAUGGACAAAAAGAAAAAGGAGGAGGAGGAAACUGAUGAAGAUGAUGAAGAUGAUGAAGGUGAAUCAAAACAGGAGGCAGUAGAAGAGGUGGAUGAAGACGAUGAAGAUGAAGAUGAUGUCAAAGAGUCUGCUGAGGAAGCUGCUGAUGCUGAUGCUGAUGAUGAUGAUGAUGAUGAUGAUGAUGAUGAUGAUGAUGAUGAAGAAGUUUCUCCUGAACCUAUUUCCACUUCUGAGGAUGAAGAGUCGGCAGCAUCUCCUGAUUCUGAGUCUGACUCACCUGUUGAUGUCAAAGACAGCGACAAAGACGUCGCUCGACCUGUCGAUGAUGAUGAAAAAGACGAUGAAGAACAUGAUGAAGACGAUACCAGUGAUGAUGCAUUCACUGACACCUCAGAUGUCACUGAAUCUGAACUUCUUUCCAGCGAAGAGGGAGACGAGAAGGAUGAUGACGACGAUGAUGAUGAAGACGAUAGAUUAGCUGAGGGUGUCGCAACAUCUGAUAGCGAUGAUGUCAUUGCAGAAGACAGCGAUGACGACCUGGAGCUUGAUCUUCCUCCUCAGCCUGCUGUCAAAGACGACGACAAAGAUCUGGAAGAAGACAUUAAAGUUGCUGAAGACACUGAUGAGGAUGAGGAUGAUGAUGAUGAGGAUGAUGAUGAUGAUGAUGAUGAUGAUGAUGAUCUGGACAGUUCAGAUGAGGACAUCUCUGUUGCCUCCUCUGAGCACUUUGCAGAUGAUGAACAUGACGAGGAAGACAGUGACCUCAAAGACUAUGACCUCGACAUUGACAGCAACCUUGACAUAGACGUCCACAUUGACCUUGACGAUGAUCAUGACAAACUUGAUGAUGUCAUUGAAAAGGAGACAGAUGAUGAUGAAGAUGAUGAUGAUGAUUAUAAGGAAGUUGAUGUCUCUCCCUUUGAGAGUACAGACAGUGGAGUCUUAGGCGAUGAUGAUGACGACAUUACUCUUAAAACAGAUGAAGAGUCUGUUGGAGAGACUGUCUUCAGUGAUGACGUCUCCUAUGAUACGACAGACGACGAUGAUGAUGAUGAUAAAGAUAUUGAUAUUGAUACCAGCUCGUUUGAGUUCACCUUUGAUCAGGAAGAAGAGAUCAAAGAAACAUUUCUUGACACUGAAAAAGAUGAAAUCACAUCAGAGUCCUUAGUCAGUGAGGAUGAUGAAGAUGAUGAUGAUGUUGAUGAUGAUGAUGAAGAUAAUGAAGAUGACGAUGAUGUUGGUGACGUCUUGCUUACAGCCACCACUGCAGCAGCCUUCACUGUCCACGAGGCGGCAGUAAAGACUGAGGCAGAUGGGGAUGAGGACGAGGACGAGGACGAGAUCAGCCAGGCUGAUGAUGAAGACCAGACUGAGGAGGAUGAGUCGGAAGAAAUCGUUACCAGUCAGCCUGCUGCUCUCGAGGAGGAGCAGCAGGGAGACGAUGAAGAGUCGAUGGCUGGAACACAGAAAUCUGUCGAUGAGCCAGAAGAUGAAAAAGAGGAGUACGAUGAAGAUGACGAUGAGGAGAAGGCGACGGUGGAUGUGAUUAAGCCUUUGCCUGAACCCGAGGAGGAAGCCACAGUGUGUUCCUGUAUGCACUCUGCCAAGACCAAAGAGUCUGCAACCAAGAGCACAGAGAAGAAAGAUGCUCCCAAGAGGGUUUCAGCUGUGAGAAGGAAAAAAGACCAUGAAGAUGAAAAACCACCAAGGAAGGGUCUUCCCAGAAUUGCAGGUCUGCAGCCGAAAAUCAAGAGGGUCAGGAGAAUUCCUGCUCUGUUCAGAGCCAAGAGAGAGGAGAAGACCAAGACGUCCAAAACAGAGACAGAGACCAAAAAACAAGAAGAGGUCCCAGAAUCUGGACAAGAAGUUGGCCCCUGCAGGCCUGCACCAGUCUACUGCCCGUCCCCUCCCGGCUGGUAUGUUCAUCACAUCGUCACAGACAACCCCUACCCUCCUCCAACCAUGUCAGCUCCGUCUGCUCCUGUUCUGACCGUCCAUCCUGGAGCUCCACAGAUGCAUCCUGUUUACCAACAGCAACCUCCACCUCCACCUGGGCUGUACGCUCAAUAUCAACCAUAUCCACCGCCACCGCAGCCGGUGAUGCAGCCUCAACCAGAACCAGCUCAACCAGGUGAACCAGUCCAGCCUGAGGCCCCAGAACAAGAGGCUCCUGUUCAGCCUGAGGUCCAGACUCCAGCUGCUGAAGCCCAGCCAGCUGCAGCUCUGGUCCAGGAUGCAGUGACUGUUGAGGAACAAGUGAAGGCUGCUCCUACCAAGAAAGCUGCAAAGAAGAAAACAAAGACUGCUGAUUCAGACAAAGAGCCAGCAGCGGUCAAAGAGAAAACAAAGAAAGAGUCAGCUGCAAAAAAAGAGAAAGUCAAAAGUCCUACAGUAGCUAAGAAAGAGCCGGUGAAAGAGAAAACCAAAACGGCUAAGAAAGAGCCUGCAGCUGUGCAACAGAAGAGGAAAUCAUCCUCUGAAAAGACAGAAGUGUCACCUGUCAAGAGCAAAGCCAAGACAUCUACUUCCAAGAAAGAUCCAGAUCCAGAACCACGUCCACAGCCGCUCAGACUGAGAACAAGACUAGAAACCAUCAAGAGGGCGAAUGUCACGUCUCAGGCCAAAGAGGAGAAACCUGCCAGGUCUUCGUCUGAACCAGCUAAGACAAGAUCAAAAUCAGUGGCAGAUAAGAAAAGCAAAGCUGAAAAGGCUGAAAAGAAAUCUGCAAAAGAGGCUCAAGAUAAAGAGAAACAACCAUCGCAAGCUAAAGAGCAUCAAAGUGAAGACAACACGACAGAGAAGAAGAAACCAGGCCAGAGAUACUUCCAGUGCAUUUAUGUCCCUGGUAAAAAUGCACAGUACCCCUUGCGACCUUUCACCCCAGCUAUGUCCCCCACCAUGAUGUCCCCUGCACUCAGGUCGAUGUUGGAGCAGCAGCGAGCAGCCAGGGCGGCGGGGCAGUAGGACAACCUGACCUCUCACUUCAUAUCUGACAGCACUACUCUCCCAUUCCAGCAGGGGGAGACGUUUGAAUCUGUGGCAUCCUGAAAUUCACAGGAGUGCCACACAGAGACUGACAGAGAAAAAAGUGGACACAAGUAUUUUGUCUUUAAUUUAUUUAUGUAUUUAUUUUCUCUCUUUGUGGUUGAGCUCCUGGGGUUUCUGUGGAUAUUUCACCCUCUGCCGUUUUGCUUCACUAGUUGUCACUUCCACGCUUUGCUUGUGCCUUAGAUACAAUGUAAUGUCACCAGUAUCCAAACAAGAAAGUAUUUUUGUGAAUAUUCUUAACUCAAUAUAAUGUACAUAAUGCAUAUGUUUCUAAUUAAGGCUGAGAUAAAAGGUCAUACCUUAGCAUGUCAUUUUUUUGUCUCCGCGAUAGACAGAGAUUAGAUCGACCGGUAGAUAGAUUAGUUUGAGGGAGUUGCACAUACAAACAUAACGUUUUUAGGUUUUAAAGGUCUUUUUAGCCACACAUCACCUGGAUUAGGAAAAAGUAGAUUCAUUUCAUAAAAAGCACCAAUUUGGACAAUGUCUUGCACUGAAAUGAUAAUGGAAAAGUUUACUAAGAAAUUAUAAAUAACAAAGAGUUUGUAAUAUUGUUUUUAAAUCACUCAUGAAUUAAAAAUCCCUUCAGGUGCAUGAACAUGUUACUUUUUUUUUACUACACAAGCCACUGAAAAACAAAGAAUUGCACUCAACCUUUUUAAAUCAUAACAUCAUUAUAAAGAACAAAGAACAUGGAGUUAAAAGUUGCAGCUUCUUUUAUUUCCAGUUUUUUUUUAUUUUAAAUCCUCAUCAAAUUUCACCGUGUUGCAGCCGUAACCUCCCCGGCCUGUGUUUGUUUAGUUUUUUGGCCGCUUAGCUGCAUCUGCAUCAGAUUAGCAUGCGAGUGUUGCAGGGUCAAAUCCCAGGAGCUCCCACAGUUGAUCCCAGCAGCCUCCCUGUCUUUGAUCAUGAGUGUGAACAUCCAUCAGUCUCAGCAACAUGUUCGCGCAUGCUGAUGAGAGAUGAGACACGUUUACUAGACAUAAUAAUAAGAGGCAGGACUGAAGAAGACCUGCAUCUGCAUUCAACUGCUAGCUGCACUCUCCAGUUCACCCUCACCUGUGUUAUUUACUGUCAUUUAAAGGGACUUUAAAGAGAUACUUGUGGUAUAUAUAUUGUGGUAAUAUGUUAUAUGAUCCUAGAGACUGAUUGACCAGAAGUGGCAUAUUAGACCAAUAAAAAUAUGGAUAACAACACAGGUUUACAUACAUCCAAAAUGCACCGAAAAGAGCUGCCGAAAUUAAUAUAAACCCAGAUCCAAUUAAGAAGCAUAUUCAAAUAGAAGAGAAACAAAAUGCAGAUACAAAUCUUCAGUGUUAAAUGAUGUAAAUAUAAAAUCAAGUUUUUAUGAGAUAUAUUCUAAUGUCAGGUGUAAGCACAGUCCAGGUUUGUGUUUAUGACCUGAAGCAGAGCCUCACAUAUGGACUGAUACAUCAGUGUGUGAGCGUCAAAUAUGUGUUAUUGAUCACAAAUUAAUUCAACGUCAGUAAUAUCAGCGUUGUAAUUUCCUCACACUGACAUUUAACGUCUCUUUUUUGCCUCGUUGUAUAAGUUUAGAAAGUUUUUCCUUGAACUUUAAGUCAUUGAAGCCAAAGAUUGGCAACAAAGCAGCUUUAUGUUUUUUAUGAAUUUUAUCUUUAUCUUAAAAAAUGAAGUGCAGUUCAUGGAUAUUAAGUGUCAUGUAAUUGUGUAUUUGAACACAUAUGAUCUCAGAACUCUUACAGUGUCGCUGUGUUCGACACAAAUCUCCGUUGUUUGUUCUCAGUGUGCUCAGAGACAGGGAACCUGCACAGGGCGACUCUGACGUGACCAACUCAUGAGACGCUGUGAUGUCUGCUACAGUGGAAGAAUAAUGUCAUGUGUGUCAUGUUAAUCAUCAGCUUAUUUAUUUAUUAAUCAAGCCUGAUGCGUCACUUUUUUUUUUUUUCACUUACCUCACUCGUUCAUAUAGCUCUGGUUUUGUAGCUUAGCAACGAGGCUGCCUUUGUUGUUGCUGCAAAACUGUUGCUGAACAUUACCAGCAGUUUGCUAUUGUUGUCUUACUGAAGGAAAACCUCAGAUGAACAAGAACCAAAAAAGGUUUUCACACUGGGCUUCACCCUGGGAUAAGACCCACGUUAGCCCGACAGUCCAUUCACAGUCACGUGAUCAUACACAAGAAGGUGUUUGUCUAUGUUUUUAGGUCAUUUCACCUCAGUUACCUGAUAUCGUAGCGUGAAACACUACUAUUGUUGUUGAUUCAUAGUAGUAAUGAAACUGUACUUAUGCAUACGAUUUAAAAGGACAUGGCUAGCCAAUGAAAGGCAAGUAUUUCCCAUGCCCAUGACCAAUAAUGUGGCACUUCCUCCCUCUAGUGUAGGGCCGUGCUAUCUUUAACCUAUCAGGGUCAUCCUCAGAGAGUCUUAAGGUGUGUUCACAAAGCUAAAAGUUAAUAUACAGAGACGCGAGUGAAUGCACCUUUAAACGUGAAUCAGGAUGUUGAACGAACAUCAUGAAAUCUCAGCUAGCUGUUUGCGGUUAUCAUCCAGAACACGUUAACCCACAGGCUCUGAUUUUAAAAUGUGAAUGUUUAACCCGAGGCUCGACGUGAACUCUGAGUUAAUAAGUUAACGGGCGUGAAAUGAGGUCGAGCCCUUAACUCUGUGUCGCCCUGCAGGGUGGAGGUCAGCAGGCCUGAGAGAUGAGUGUCAGGAGCCUUUCAUGUUUCCCAGCCAAAUAAGAUCUGACGACCAUGUACAGUAACAACAUGCUGAGGGUGUGUGGUUGUUAGAGUGACCUUUAAAAACACACUUCAAAGUGUGAUUAAAGUUUUAGCUCAUAGAGGGAUUGUUUUUUUUUUAAUGAAUCAUAUUCCAGCAGGGAGAUACAGCAGCAGCCUGGUUGCGGCUCUUUGUUGUUUGGAUUCCUUAAAAAUAUUAGAUACUAACAGAGAAUAAUUAGACCAUGUGCUGUAAUUAAGGUUUUUAGUCCUUUAACAUGAGUUAAAGUAGAGUAGACUAUAAUUUUACAUCAGGAAAACCAACUCUAAUCUAAUUUCACUACGGCAGGUGAGACAAGUUUCACGGUCUUCAUAAAUAUUAAUGUGAGCGUAAAGGUGGAAUGAUGUGUUUAACCUUGACUACAUCCCUCAUUACAUGGUUUAAAUACAUGUGUUUGGAUGAUGCCGUUAUGAAAGAGUCAGUGUGAUUACAAAAAGCAAAGAAUUUACUUGAAUGUCACGCUGUCAUACUUUUCUUUUACUGUUUUAUUCUUCUUUGGUCAGUAGUUACACAAAGACCCUGAAUAUUUGUAUUUAUUGAUCUAGACAUUGUUGUGGGUCAGUGACGAGGAUGUUUUCAUUCUUUCUGAUUAUUUAAAACUUAUAUUUUUAUAUAAGAUUAUAAUGCUGUAAAAUCCCAACUUCAAACAGCGUCUUACUAAGCACUUCCUGUGGAGUGACCACCGGUGGCACUGAAGAGCAAGUGCUCCAUCUUUAACGACCAUGCAGGUCAUUUUAUCUUUCCCCUGAGAUACGACCUACAGGAGCGUACCAGCGCUGACACACCGAACCUUUGUGCAACGAUAAUGAACCUGCCGUUAAGGCUGAGUAACAGUCAGGGUUUGGUUGAGUUUAGGCACAAAAACUACUUAGUUUUAGGAAAAGACUCUAGUUUGGUUUGAAAUAAGUACUUCCUUAAGGUUAGAGGACCUUUGUCGUCAUGGUUACAAUAAUAAACACAUGUUAACGGUUGUGUGAUGUUGUGAAAGAAACGACACUGUUGAUCUCACAUAGUUUCACACGGGCAAACAGGAAGUUGAAGAGAUUUAUAUACUGAUAAUUCAGAAAACUGUAAUGUUACUGUCAUAAAACUCAAAAACAGCAAGUGAAAUAAGAAUUUAUCUCAACAACUGGCUGUGUCUGUCACAUGAAAGUAGCGAGAACUGCUGCAUUACAAUUAGUUUUAUUUGAUUUGUUUAAUCCAUCCACACAAACCAAAGUGUAAAAAUGACACUUUGUGGUUUUAUGUGAGGGUUUUUAUGUGCUGGGCUCCUGGACUGAGCCCACAAGACUCCAGGAAGCUACUGCUGCGGGCUAGCUUAAACAACAACAUACAAAAUGUUCAUUAUGAGCUUUAGAGAUGCUGGUAGGCUGCUUUUGUCCCCUCUGGACAGAGCCAGGCUAGCUAGGGGUUUCCCCCUGUUUGCAGGCUUUAUGCUAGGCUAAGCUAAGCUAAGCUAACCACCUGCUGGCUAUUAGCUUCAUAUUUUACAGACAUGAGAGUGGUAUCAAUCUACAGUAACUCUCAGCAAGAAAGGGGAUGUGUACUAUUCCUUUAAUAUGCUACUAGUAUUCAAUCACACUAUGUGCAAUGUUGACAUUGUGUACAAUUGUUUAACAGACACUUUAGGAGCCGUUCAGACUGUUAAACACAAGCUAAACUGCCAAACAAAAAUCUAACACAUAAGCAGGAAGGUUUGCAGUGAAUGUAGUGGCAAUGUAGUGCAACAUGCAAAGUGAUGAAACAAUAUUAAACUCAGCUCCACUCACUGUGUUUGCUGCAUUAAUUCACUAAAUGCUGUGCACUAGAGUACAUGUUGGUCAGUAUCACAGCUACACCUGUUGGCUCCUGUUGACACCAAACAGGCUGACAGUGAUUAGGGGAAUUUAAAAACAGGUCAUGAACCCUGCAGUAAAAUUAGACACUAUGUUCAAGUUUCAUACCUACUGCAGUUUUAGAGCAAAUGUUUUAUGAUAAUAAUAAUAAUUUUAUUCAUAGAACACUUUUCAAGCAAAAGCACAAAGGUUUUUCCAAAGGUGAAGAAAAUUAAAAAACACAGAAAACAUUAAAAACAACUUCAAAAAGAUAAUAAUAGCACAGGUACAAGUACACAUAGACAUAUACGUACACAAGUGCAUACACAUACACAUUCACUCUCAUGCUGACACUCAAAAAACGAAAUUAAAAGAUAAAAACUGAUAAAAAAAAAAUGGCCAGAAGUGUGUGAUCAGUUGUUUGUAAAAGCUGUUCUGUAAUAGCAACAGAGUCAGCUGACCUGAUGCUCAGUGGAAGGCUGUUCCAGAGCCGAGGAGCCAGGACUGCAGAGUCUCGAUCACCCUUUGUUUUUAACCUGGACUCUGGAGUAGUGAGAAGGCCCAGACUGGCAGACCUGAACAGGGUUACUGAACAUCUUUAGAAACCCUGUGUUUACUCAUCAAACUCUCUCCUGGGAUUAUUUUUGUGAAUGAACUUUAUAAUCAGUAGUGUGAAAAUCAAAGCCACUGGAGAUGAUGAUGACUGUAAGAGUGGGUGAAAUGCUGGGGGUGUGGGCUGAACAAAUAUGGUAUCAGGUUGUGGUUCUCGUAGAAGGAACACUUAUUUUGUUAAUGAUUUCUUAUGUAAUAUGCAUGAUGGUGUAAUUUAAAUACAGAAAUUAACACAAUUUUUGGGUUGUAGCAACCACUCCUUAGCAACAGUCAGUCAGAUACUGUGUAAAGACUGUAGAUGAUAGUUGAUAUGCUCUUCAUUAGGUCUCACACUGAUUCAAUCAUUGGUUUAUCCAAAAAAAUGUACUUUUGUUUGAAGAGGACAUUUUUUGUGUGUUGUUUUAGUUCCGCAUCAUCAGACUGUAACUUGAGCAAUUGUUUAAAUGUUUCAUAAAGAGACAAUGUAAACUACCUGUUGCAUGUAUUAUAAAGCAGAGAUGGACAGUGUAAUCAUAGGAAAUGAUAAGACAGAAAGCCUGACUCAGCCACAUUUUAGGGGCCAAUUAAAUGUCAGAAGUGACAUUUAACUGGCUGUGAAAUGUUAUUUGAGGGGCUGUUCUGAGAAUAUCAGCUGUUUUUGAGUCAUAAUUUAAAUAAAUAUUUGCAGAUA
Seriola aureovittata is the source of this 10170-nucleotide messenger RNA. Its product is annotated as triadin-like. The record is from RefSeq and is a predicted model, not a curated record. The transcript has 31 exons. The coding region runs from base 476 to 4234 and encodes 1252 amino acids. Lineage: Eukaryota; Metazoa; Chordata; Actinopteri; Carangiformes; Carangidae. Gene Ontology annotation, molecular function: signaling receptor binding. Gene Ontology annotation, cellular component: membrane; sarcoplasmic reticulum.